GCAACACAAACAAAACCACAUGGAUAUUCUGGGAGACGACGAAGCGCAAGAGCUAAAAUAUAAACGAGGGGGGCGGUUGGAUAUGAGCCACGGUUUCCUGCACCAUAUCCGGAGGAACCAGAUUGCUAGAGAUCACUAUGACAAAGAGGUGAAGCAAGCCAAGGAGCUUCAGCGGCGGAGGAACACCACAACCCCCAGAAAACCCCGGAGACCUGACAUCCAAGUGUACCAUCCACGACGAAGACAUGGAUCAGAUCCAGGGGCCGGUGCUGAAGCUGAAGAGUGGAACGAGAGUGGGUCAAGCACAGAGACUGAGAUCCAGGGGACUGAACUCUUUUGGCUUGACUAUCAGGCAGACUCUGGUGCUAUUACAUCCUUCCUCGUGUAUAAGGAUGAUAAGCCUGAGAAAGUGGUGGAGUGUGUUGCAAAAAAGAACAGCUUGGAUUCAGCAAUGAGGGCCGCUCUGGUGGCUCGGAUUCAAAAGGAAAUGGACAAAAGGCGGGACAAACGCUGAGUGAUAAAGCAAGAAUGUGACGGCAGGCAAAAGCCCGUGGAAUUACAUUUCAUUCAGUUUUGUGCUCUUCAAAGCACAAUCACUGUUCAAGGUGUUCGUGGCAUGGCGAAGAACUGGGUCCUGUGCAGAAACUGUCAGCAGAGAGAAGUUUUCUGUUGUUUCAGGAGAAGGACCAGCACUUACGAUAAACAGUACAGUUAGGAGUUGACGUAUUAGUCUUCACUGCAUUGUACUCACCUUAUGUUACCUCAUAUGCUGAUCCUUAACAAACACUUUUUAUUUGACUGUUUGUGGUCUCUCAAAGGAGCGGAUACACUUUGAGUGAGCGCUAUUAACAUUUCUUCUCAAUGUAAAAUGUUUGUGUUUUCUCGUUUACAAAAAUCAAGCAGAUUUGAACAUUUUUGUUUUCUGAUAUCUGAUAUUUGAAAAUGUGAGCAUUAAAUGAUUUGUUAUAUAUUUGGAGAGUUUAGUGGAUAAUGUGUUUGUUUUGUAACUGAAUUUCAUUGUUGUCUGUAUUUAUUAUUUUAUGUUCUUGGAAGACUUUUAUUUUUGAUACUGUAAUGUUUUUGGAUGAGUCCGACAUAUACAUAAAAAAACAACUGAUUACUGUGCAAAUGUGUCUGGGUGUGUAAUUGGAAAACGUUAAUGUGUUAUUUCUCAGAUUCAUGCUAGUUUUCAUUUUCUCAGAGGAAAAUAAUGGAUUAACACUUUUUUUGACAUACUGCUAUCCUAAAAUGUCUAUAUUGUUAGGAAAACAAAAACCAGAACAAUGUGUUUUGCACCAUGUAUUCAGCAGGUGGCACUGUGAAUCUUUUUUUCACUCCAACUCCUUUCUGCCUUUGCCACAAUAGCUGUUGUCUUGUCAUUUUUAGGUGCAUUGUAAUAGUUUGCUUUAUCUGAGAAAACACUACAGUCUCAUUUUCAUAAAAUAGAGAAUCUUUAUAAUGCUAUAGAAAAUGUAGUUAUCUUCAGGUCAAGGAAAAAAGGGGGUCUGAUAAUCUUUUUUCGACUAUUACAACCAGAUCACAGUUGUCAUAUUUCUGUUGAAUCAGCAAACACUACAGAGCUGACAGCAAUGUUCUACUAGUAUGUUAACAUACAGGACCGCAACUCAAUACCUUCAGGAACUGCUUAAGUUCAAACACGCAAUCAGAGCAUUCUGUUUCUACUAUAGAUGCACACACACAACUGUAGUGCAUUCCAUUUCCAUCCGCGGACUGUAUAGUAGUCAAAAGCACACUCUGCCUUGCUAUUGGUGG
Messenger RNA from Solea solea (common sole), 1773 nucleotides. It is a transcript of the gene c8h2orf68, whose product is annotated as chromosome 8 C2orf68 homolog. The record is from RefSeq and is a predicted model, not a curated record. The transcript is spliced from 5 exons. The coding region runs from base 20 to 514 and encodes 164 amino acids. NCBI's taxonomy places the organism in Eukaryota, Metazoa, Chordata, Actinopteri, Pleuronectiformes, Soleidae.